Varanus komodoensis (Komodo dragon) is the source of this 7508-nucleotide messenger RNA. RefSeq names its product programmed cell death 6 interacting protein (gene PDCD6IP). Lineage: Eukaryota; Metazoa; Chordata; Lepidosauria; Squamata; Varanidae. The coding region runs from base 120 to 2732 and encodes 870 amino acids. The transcript has 18 exons. Gene Ontology annotation, cellular component: endosome. The record is from RefSeq and is a predicted model, not a curated record. Gene Ontology annotation, biological process: mitotic cytokinesis. Gene Ontology annotation, molecular function: protein binding.
AAAGCUAGUCGGGCGGUUUCUUGAGCCGCCUUGAGCCGCCGUAUCGAGUAACUACCGGGGGGAGGUGGGAAGGGAAGGAGAGCACGGCCUGAAGCGGGGGCGACGAACCAGCCAAGAAGAUGGCGUCCUUGUUCAUUACGGUGCAGCUCAAGAAGGCCUCCGAGGUGGACUUGGCCAAGCCUCUCUGCAAGUUCAUCCAGCAGACUUACCCGGGCGGCGAGUCUCAGGCCGAGCACUGCCGCGCCGCCGAGGAGCUCAACAAGCUGCGCAAGAGCGCGCUCGGGCGCUCGCUGGACAAGCACGAAAGCUCGCUCGAGACCCUCCUCAGAUACUACGAUCAGCUGUGUUCCAUAGAACCAAAAUUCCCUUUUUCUGAAAAUCAGAUCUGUGUAACUUUUACCUGGAAAGAUGCUUUUGACAAAGGCUCACUCUUUGGAGGAUCCGUCAAACUUGCUUUGGCAAGUCUGGGCUAUGAAAAGACAUGUGUGUUGUUUAAUUGUGGUGCAUUGGCUAGCCAGAUAGCAUCAGAACAGAAUCUUGACAAUGAUGAAGGAUUGAAAGCUGCAGCAAAACAUUAUCAGUUUGCUAGCGGUGCCUUCCAGCAUGUAAAAGAUACUGUCCUGUCUUCGCUAAACCGUGAACCUACAGUGGACAUUGCCCCAGAUACAGUAAGCACUCUGAGUCUAAUUAUGCUGGCCCAAGCUCAAGAAGUCUUUUUUCUAAAAGCUACCAGAGAUAAAAUGAAAGAUGCCAUCAUAGCCAAACUUGCAAAUCAAGCUGCUGAUUACUAUGGAGAUGCAUUCAAGCAGUGUCAGUACAAGGAUACCUUACCCAAGUAUUUUUAUUUCCAGGAAGUGUUUCCUCUUCUGGCUGCAAAACACUGCAUAAUGCAGGCCAAUGCAGAGUAUCAUCAGUCCAUACUGGCAAAGCAACAAAAGAAAUUUGGUGAAGAAAUUGCAAGAUUACAGCAUGCUGCCGAUCUAGUAAAAACAGUGGCAUCUCGUGAUGAAUAUAUAAAUGUAAAAGAAUUGUCUGACAAAAUCAGCCGUGCACUUACAGCUGCUAAGAAGGACAAUGACUUCAUCUAUCAUGAUAGGAUUCCUGAUCUUAAAGAUUUAGAGCCUAUUGGAAAAGCCAGUCUUGUGAAAGCUACUCCAGUGGUUGUUCCUCUGAGUCAGAAAUUUACUGAUUUGUUUGAGAAGAUGGUUCCUUUGGCAGUGCAACAAGCUCUUACCCUCUACAACCAAAGAAAGGCAGAUUUGGUUAACAGAUCAAUCGCCCAGAUGAGAGAGGCCACCAAUCUGGCAAACGGAGUGCUGGCAUCCCUCAAUCUCCCUGCUGCUAUAGAAGAUGUCUCUGGCGAUAGUGUUCCCCAAUCCAUUCUGCAGAAAUCUAAGUCUAUGAUUGAACAGGGAGGUGUCCAGACAAUUGAUCAGUUGAUGAAAGAUCUUCCUGAACUACUGCAGAGAAACAGAGAGAUUUUAGAUGAGUCUCUAAGGAUAUUGGAUGAAGAAGAAGCAACUGACAAUGAACUACGAAACAAGUUCAAGGAACGUUGGCAAAGAACGCCAUCAAAUGACCUUUACAAGCCUUUGAGAGCAGAGGGAGCUAAUUACAGAAAUGUCUUGGAUAAAGCUGUUCAAGCUGACAAACAAGUUAAAGAGCGUUACCAGGCACAUCGAGAUACUAUCUCACUGUUAUGCAAACCAGAACCGGAACUGAACGCUGCAAUUCCUUCAGCAAAUCCAGCAAAAACUAUGCAGGGGACUGAGGUGGUUAAUGUUCUGAAAUCUUUGCUAGCUAGUCUGGAUGAAGUGAAAAAGCAGAGAGAGCAACUCGAGAAUGAUCUUAAAGCAAUAAACUUUGACAUGACAACUACAUUCCUGACAGCGCUUGCAAAGGAUGGUGCUUUAAAUGAGGAAGCAAUUUCUGUAACAGAGUUGGAUCGGCUUUAUGGUAGUCUCACCCAUAAGGUCCAAGAGACCUUGAAAAAACAGGAAGAGCUGCUCAAUAGCAUUCAGAAUUCACAUCAAGAAUUUUCUAAGAUGAAGCAAUCAAAUAAUGAAUCCAAUUUAAGGGACGAAGUUUUAAAGAACUUAGCUGUAGCCAAUGACAACUUUGUGGAACUUGUGGCAAACCUGAAAGAAGGCACAAAGUUUUACAAUGAACUGACUGAACUCCUUCUGAAGUUUCAAAACAAGUGUAGUGACAUUGUGUUUGCACGUAAAACAGAGAGAGAUGAACUUCUGAAAGAUUUGCAGCAGAGUAUCGCUAGAGAACCCAGUGCUCCUUCUUUCCCUUCUGUGCCUGCAUACCAAACGGGUCCUCCUGGAGGAAACAAACCUCCCUCAACUACUCCAACUCCAGCACCCAGAACCAUGGUGGCUAGCAAACCACAGCCACCAGCACGCCCUCCCCCACCAGUCUUUUCUACCGCCAAUACAGUCUCUGCUCCUGUACCAGCAUCCACUGGGACGCCAGUUCCUCCAGCUGCUUCUUCAGCUAGCACAGCACCUUCACAGGCUCAGGGGCCACCCUAUCCAACAUAUCCAGGAUUCCCUGGAUAUUGCCAGAUGCCUUUGCCAAUGGGCUACAAUCCUUAUAUGUAUGGCCAGUUCAAUCCUCCAUACACAGCUUCACCAAUGUACCAAAAUCCUGGACAAGCACCAUACCCAGCAGCUCAGCAGCCUGGAUACCCUUACCCACAACAACCCUAUUAUCCGCAGCAAUAACAUAUCUACAACAAAGCACUGCUUGUUAUAACUAAGAUAAACUUGCAAUAAGCAUACUAAAUCUUUAGUUCCAGAUAGUGUACCUCGCUGUAUUGAAAAAGAUCUGUAACUUCUUUCUUUGAUUAAAUACUCCAGAAGUCCUGUCCUCCCAGCUGAAUUCUGACUGCAUUAGACCUCUUGAGAAGGUGGCAGGCUGCUGCAAUACAGUAUGGACAGAAUUGGAUUACAGCAAAGUUCAGCCGUAUGAAAAUAUUCUUAAACUAGACCAGCCUGUUUCUUUAUAAAAGUCAUUUCCUAUAAAUAGCUACUUGGGUACUUGAGAUGAAAAGCAAAAUGGUAUAAGCACAGAGUGGUGUGUGGUCUGCAGGACUAACUAGCAUUUUCUUCUAUAUUAUAUUGGUUUGUAUUUUGGGUUUGAGUUUAGCUACCAAUAUGUUUUGCUUAAUCUCAAGGUAUUGUAAAUCAUAAAUGCAAAAUAAAGGGUAUAGGAUGGUUAAAAAUGUUAACACUAGAUAUUUUUAUUACCUCUUUGUACGUUUUUGAAGAUUGGGCAUGUUCCUUCGGGAAGUUGAGGUUUCUGCUAAGUGGACAAGGUUGAUUGUAUUUAACUUCCUGUACUAUAAAAACAAUCCCAUAAAUCAAGAUGUCCAGAAUGAGAGAGAAAAAAUAAAUCAACAUAUUUUUAUUGAAUUUUCCUAAAGAAUAGCUUUUGAGUUUUAACGUGUUCAUCUGGUUGUUUAAAUUGCUCUAGAUCCCUCUGGCUGGCAAGUAAACACUUCACAUUCAUUUUGAUACUUUGCUCCUGGUUUAUCAAAUGAUGUUUGCCUAUUUGAAGUGCUAUGAAUCUAGUAACUGCUUGCAGCAUCUCCAUCAGACCUCACUGCACAUGCCUGUGUAUACACGGAUAAUCUCAUUCAUCCUUCCAUCCCUGGAGGAAACUUGAGCUACAACUGUGAUAAAUAAUAAAAGUUAAUAUUUAAAUUCAUGUCAUUAAGCAUGUGGCUGAAUUUGAAAGGUUUGGAGUAGUGUCAGCGCAUCUUGCCACAGGUCAGUGUGACUGUUUAGUGAUGUAAAUUCUUCUGGAUGGAGCUUUUCUGUUCCAUGCAGUCACAUCCAGAAUGCAUGGCUGGUGCUGCUAGUAAGGACACUCUGUUGAAGGCAGGGACAUGUGACAAAUGGUUAACAAGGCAGAAAUCUUAGUCAUAAUCUCAGAGAUUAGUAAGCUCAGAUUGAAAGUACUAUUAAGCCUCAUACAGGGCAUUCAAAAGGGACCUACUUGGAAUUUGUCCAUAUAUGCAGAUAACGCUGUGCUGUUUAGACGCUUCUUGGUCUUUCAAAAAGUACCUCAAAUUUCAGGUACAGCUGGGGAUCCUAAUUUUUCCUCAAGCAAUCAGCUAUUUUACAUUAUUUUUCUAAUCAAGUGACAUCCUGUAAAUUAUGUUUUCCCUGGUGGAAUAGAGGAUAGGACUGAAUCUAGGAGACUAGAACUAAAAGAAAACACUCCAUUGUCAUACAUGCAGUUCAGGCUUCCAUCAUCACUAAUGUUAAAAUUUGUCACCAUUUCAUGCAUGUCCAGUCCAACAUUUGUCCAUCCCAUGUAUAAACACUGUGGGGAGCAGCUGCCUUUUCCGGUGCCAUGGGAGAAGACCUGUGGGGAACAUGUGUUUGACAUGCCUUGUAUACCUAUGUAGAUAAAGCAUUGUCUGCAUAUGUACCUUUGACAGACAAAAGGGGCAAAAUUAUCCUGUUAGUUUCAGGCAUAAAGAGCCCUCUCCUUCAUUGAAUAUCACUCAGUAUGACUUAAAAAAAUUCUCCAGGUCAUACUCUGAACUCAACUGAAUUAGACAUUUUGCACAAGUAAAGAUACCUAUGCCUUGAUGGUCUUAUUUGAAAUGGAUACAGGGUGUAAAGAACUUUCCACAAUUUGGUGGCUUCCAAACAUGUUGAAGUUACCACCUGUCCGUCCCAACUGGUACGGUCAGUGGUUGGGAAUGAGGAGUAUUCUCUUAAACAUGUCAAAAGAGGGUGAUUGUCUGAGGGUGGAUGAUGGACCUCCCUUUUCAUUUUACAAAAGGCACCAGGAGUGGGGUGUGUACCUCUCAGUUUCUUACUACAUUAUGUUAAUUCCUGAGCAUGAAGUAGGUCAAAUUUAUAAAAUGUUUUUAGUAUAAUGGAUUGAAGUUUGAAGUAAAUAAGGAUUUUUUUUUCUACCCAGUGAAGCAUAACGCUUAUAAAACAACUUGCAAAAUGAAAGUGUUAGUAGGGUGUUCUUAUUUGGUAGAAUCAUAUGUAAGGCAUCUCAUGAAAAAGCUGUCCUUGGUCAAAUAUCCACCAGUAUCUCCUGGACUAGAAUUACACAUUAAAGUCACCCUGUAUAGCAGAAUCCUAUAAAAUGGGGAUUGAAGAUUGUUGAUACUUCUAUGUUGUGCAUAAUGUUAGGGACAGGCUACCUCUGAAAAUACAUGUUAAGGGCAUAUUGCCUCUGAACAUACUAAAGCUUCAGAUUUCUGCAAUUUGAAUAGUAUGUUUUUGAAAAGAAUUCUCCAGUAGAGGGCAGUCUCAAAUCAUUAAAUGGACAAAAUGACCAUGUUAUCAAAAUCUCUCCCACUGCCAAAAAAGGUUGCUCUUUCGCUGUUGAUCAUUUUCAGAGCAGUUUGCAUAUAAAACUUCAAAUUGGAGUUCACUAUAAAAUCAUUCAAAGGUACAAAACAGUUAAGCAGAAAUUAAAAUGAGCUGUGUAAAUAAAAAGGCCUUCAUCUGGUGUCAAAAGAAAAUUUGACUUGGCAGCAGAAAAGCCUUGUUGGGGAAGGCUGCCUACCGUCUGUCUUACUUCUAAUGGGGAGACCCAGAGAUGGAUCUGAGAUGGAACUUAAAAUACUUGAACAAGUUCCUUGGGACAAGGUUCUUCCACAUUUAGGACUUUAGAAGUAACCUGCAGCAUUUUGAAUUUUGCUAAAAUAGGCAGAGUUGCAGUCUAGCUGGAUUUAACCUGGUGAGAUGUUCCUUACAGCUGAUCCCAGUCACCAGUCAAGCUGUUGUGUUUUGAACCAAUAACAGUUUCUGAACCCCUUUUAAUGGCAUGUUUCAGUGUGAUGUCUUCAAUAGUCCAAAUAUGAGAUCCCAGGAAAAAGGACAAUUGUGGCUAGUCGGGAAACAGCUGUUGCCAGGGCACAGUUGCAGGGUACUUGGAGUCACAGAGGCUACUUGAGCAUCCUCUGAGGAUUCAAGCUCUGAUUGCUUAGAGUGCCAACAUGGUCCUUCAAAGGCCAAACAGCCCUGCCCAGAACGGGCCGAGUCACCUGGGUCAACCAAACCACCCAGCAACAGUACUUCCAUCUUGUCUGAAUUGAGUUUCAGUUCAUAGCCUUCAUACAGCCCGCUACUCAGCUGUCUAUCCCAGUUAGCACUUUAGUAUUUUUGUAGCUUCACUUGAACAUCAUAAAAGGGAGUAGGUUUUCUACAUAUGUAUCAUAUCACAUUAAUGGAUUUUGUAUGAAUAGUUUUUAAUUGUGGCUUCCUUGCUAUAAAUUAAUAAUACAUUUCUGGAAGGAUUUCCUUUUGGAUAGUCCUGUAGUAUUUUCUAUGCACAAUGUAAGCAGAUUGAUCUACCCAUUGAAGGCCUACAUCUGCUUUUGGGGUUUCAAAAAUCUAUGUCUCGACUCAUAAUAAGAUGUUUUCAUGUAUAAGGAACAUAGUUGGACAGUUUCCAGAAAAUAUUGCUUAAGAUCAAUCUUGGAGAUUAAAAAAACCCAGAGGAAGGUGGAUAUAUUGCAGUUUUACUGAAUGUUUUUAGCUGGGGGAGGGGGAUGUGGCAUUUUAUCCAUGAUAAGAAUCUUCUUGGUGUGUUUACCUGUCAUGGAUGAGCAGUGGCUGCAGAACACAGAGCAGAGGGAGUGUGGGUGAUACUUUAGGUUCUAAAACAUACUAGGCAAUUUAGGUACAUAGUAGACGUGAGAAGUUUUCCCUUGGAGUCUGCUAUUUUAGAAUAAAAGGAAGGAAUUGCCCUCUAAUGUUGAACAAAGCAUUCUUUAAGAAGCCUGUUCAAAUAUUGUGGUCUCCUCGUCUGGCAACUUGAUGUUGAACAGCCCAAGAUUUUCACUGUUUGUGUUGUAUGGAUAAAUUGGUGGUGAUUGGUAGGAUUUGAAGAACCACUUGCAGUAGAUUGGAACUAAAUCUGUCUGGGAUGAUGCCAGCAUUUCAUAAUUUCACUUUAUUUGCUGUACUGUCCUUGCUUCAUCUAUCCCACCUUUCAUAUUUACUUGUGAUCCCUUGUUUGCAUAACCUAGCAAAAGAUGAUGCUAGGACCAAAUGUCUGGACAGCAUUUUAUAAAGGAAGCAGGGAGUUGAAAGUUAAAUAUUUGGUAUUAGGAAGUAGAACAUUGCUCUUGCUUUAUACUUCGUCAUCUUUCAGAUUCUUGUAUAUUUCAGUCAUCCCAUUUUUAGUUUUUCUAGUGCUUAUCUAGUAUAUACAUUGAGCAAACACAUUAGGCUGUCAAAUAUCACUAAUGUCUGAUGUAGAUAUAUAUUGGAUACGUCUUGGGUAAGGAAUAUGUGUAAUACAAUUAAAUAGCUCAAAUAAUUAAUUACUGUGUGCCACAAGCUACAAAAUAAUAGUUGGAAAAGAACCAAGCCUGGGCACGACACAUCCUGAGAUCCAACCAAUUUGAGUAUUGAUUCUGUGCCAAGAUAAUGCAGAGUUCAAACAUGUUCAGUCUCUUCCUGUCCUGGAAACAGUUCCACCAAAAUGCAAAUAAGCUUUUGUAUAGUUAUUUCCCU